This is a messenger RNA of Athalia rosae (coleseed sawfly), 3916 nucleotides long. Its product is annotated as dynein regulatory complex subunit 5. Bases 271 to 1953 code for a protein of 560 amino acids. Gene Ontology annotation, molecular function: protein binding. Lineage: Eukaryota; Metazoa; Arthropoda; Insecta; Hymenoptera; Athaliidae. The transcript has 11 exons. The record is from RefSeq and is a predicted model, not a curated record.
UAUCAUAUAAUAAAGAUGGUAAUGCGGUUGUGUAUUUAAUAAUUUAUUAUUCAUUCGCAGGUCAUCCGGCCAUAAUCAACGUAAACAUAUGUGCAUUGUGAAAGUCAAUCGCGUACGUUUUUGAAAAGGGUAUCUGAACACAGUCGAGAAUGUGAGGGUAAAAAUUUUUUAAAGUUACUUAUCACACAUCCAUUUUACAGAUGAAAAAACUCUAGCUUCCCGACCCCUAUUACUCCCGAUUCGAACUCGAGUGAAUUUGAAUUCAGAAAAAUGAGGAUACCCUACACCAUAACCAGGAACGUCUUCGAAACGUACAGAUGUUCGCAACAAUCCAUCCUGCUUCCGAGCGAACAAGGAAGGACACUGCGGCCGGAAGAUGAAUCGUGGGACAACAAUAUCGUCCCCGAGUUAAAAGUCCUCGCGAUACACGUCCUGGUAAAUCAGUGGGAGAGUCACCCGAUUCUUGAUGCUCUUCCUACCGCCAGUGACCGUGAUCUGCUUUUGGAACUAUUGCCAACAAAGUUACCAUUUGAAUUGAUUAUCACGUGGAUACCGGACGAGAUUUUUUGGAAACGUGCCUCUAUGGACAGAUGGGAGCACAAUUACCCAAACGCGCACGGUGGCUCAUGGCGUCGGUUGUACGUCGAACGUCAUUUUUCUGAAUACCUUGAAACCCUUUCGCCGAACUUUUUCAAGGGUCAACAAGAGUCGUGUUCGGAAUUGAUGAAGCUCUGCAAAGAUUACAUAUUCACUUUGAGAGUUCGCUCUCUGAUACCCAGCAGUUUAUCAACGGACAAAAUGGCGCAGGUGACAUCGGAUGAAGACUGUCCAAACCACAUCCCUUUCGACGAAAUCGUACCGUUCCUCCCGAAUCUAACCGAACUCUACAUCAAUUUCGGGCUAAUUUACAUGAACGCAGGAUUUGAUUGGAGAGAUUUCAAGUUUUCAGUUGAGGAUUGCAAGAAUCUUGGCUCUGGAAUCAAGAACUGUGAGAGACUCGCGAAAUUUAGUUUGACCAGAAGUAACCUCGAUUCGCACCGGGUGGCCGCUCUUUUGCACGGAAUGGCUGUAAAUAAUACGGUCGUAGAAAUGGACCUUUCGCACUGCAAGCUCGGUGACGCGGGUGCUCAAGCUAUCGGCGAGUAUCUGACGAUGAAUAAAAGGUUGCGUAUACUUCAUCUGGCGAAUAAUUACAUCGGAGCUUCCGGAGUGCAAGGGAUCGUUUAUGGAUUGCUGCAGGAAUCAGCUACCCCGUUGAGAAGUCUGAAUCUCCGGUUGAAUCCCAUAACGGAUGAGGGGGGCGCCCACAUCUGCGCGUUAUUACUGCGACACCAGACACUCGAGAAUUUGAACGUCAGCGGAUGCAGUCUGACGACCGAGGGUGGAAUAAAUAUGGCGGAAUGUAUAGCUUCUGGUUACUUAAAACUUCCAUCUUUCAACCUCGAUUUGUCGAACAACGAACUAGGAGCCAUCGCUGGAGAGGCGUUCGAGGUUGCCGCUUCGUCGUGUAACAUCGUCGUGGGUCUGGACAUAAGGAUGUGCAAUUUUUCUAAGAAGUCCGAGUACGCGAUCAAAGAGACAGUGGCGAGGAACAGAGAAUUUCACAGGCAGAAUCGACAGCGCCAACAGUCCAGCGGAACGAGUUUAAGUAGUGCGUAUCCGCGUGGGGUCAGCCUAACGGUGCCGCUGGCCUAUUCUCCGCUGCAGAUUCCGCCGGUCGUUCCGGGUCCCGGUAGGUCCCUGGAAAAUCUGGGAUCACAAUCGAGAAUAACGAGAGAUUCGAAAAGCGACGAUGGCUUUAAAACCGCCUGGAAAUUGUCGCGUGCGAAUUCGCUGAGUAAAUCGAGAGCUGGAAUUUCGUCCUCGAGCGUCUCAGACAAACCCAGAUUUUCGAUAACGAACGAAGAAUCUGCAGCAUCCGAAACUACCGCAUCGAAUAAUGCGGUGUCAUAAUGUGGAAGGUGAGCCUGGUCGCGCCGAUGACAUGGAUGCUGAGAAAAGUCCUCCUUGAAAAUCCUUACGAGGCUUUUCCAACGGUUCGAUAAAAAUUCUUUGAAUAACAACUUCCUCUGAAUCCGAAACAAAGCUUCUAAACUUGUAUUCGAAUCGUACGAACGAAUCGAUUCUUUUGAUUUUUUUUUCCUUCAAAAAGUAUAACACUAGUUUGACUGACAAUGAGUAUAGUAUAAUUGAGUUUGCAAGAAUUUAAUUACAGGACGAAUAUUUUUUUAACGGUAUUGAAUAUUUUCCACCGCGAGGAUUUAUUCAUCCCGUACUUAUGCAGGGUCGAGCAAACUUCGCGCUAAACCAUACAUUAUACAUGGAAAAUUAUAAACCGAAGCUUGGAAGAACUUCUCUUACCCAAAGUACAUUUUACUUGAUCUUGCUCGAGAAAAGUAACAAAGUGUACUUCAUGAAUUUCAUAAAAUACUUUACGGUGAGUUCUCUGGGCACACGUGAAAAUUUUCUUCACUCGUCGUAUGCACAAGAAUCUUCGAGGAUGCGGAAAGUUAUCCAUCUCAGAUUCACGCUUGAUAAAUUUGUCGAUUCGUUCACAUUCGGUAAUCGGUCACAGCCUCAUCGUAUCGCGAUCGGUUCGACUGACGUCAAAAGAUAUUCCAUAUUCGGGUGCUCUACAUAGGCCUUUAUGGAAAGUAGCCACGAUAAUAGAAAUUUCGGUUUCGCACGGCAGUUCAAUUUCAUAUUCGGUGUGGAGUGUCUCGAAAGAGCCGAGCAAACGGAAUCCUUACGGGUUUGUAGGUUCGCGACGUGUUUCCUUUGACACAAUUAAUUAUACCUGUGUGUCGAUGCAUUGUUGCAGUAAUUGGGACUUGACUAUUCAGUCAUUUAUUUAUUGAACUAUUCUUUCAUCAGAAUGAACAGCCUAUGCGAGAGUCUCCGACGAUAUACAUUUAUUGAAUUUUUUCCAAGUUUCUAUCUUUUCCACGCUUCAACGAAUCAUGACGACAGCGGUGAGUUUUAUUAUUUAUCGGGCAUGCUCGAUAUUUGCAUAAAUCAGCGCCUUCCUUUGUCUGAAAACAAAGAGGCGCGUAAUAUAAACUUUUCGUAUCAACGAGCGAUAUUCGGAGUUCCGAAAGUAAGAAUCGCUUUACGGAGUAUUUGGAAAUAAAUCAAAGAUAGAGAAGGAAAAAAAGGCUUCAGCGCGAUCCGCACAUCAUUCACCUUGCCGCCAUUCUUUGUUCGACUAUUUUCUAUUUAAAUCACUGUUACUCCACGUGCAACUGUAUUGGCAAACAUUUAUAUCGGCAAAUAACACAAUAUACGCGACGUCACCAAGAGAGCUCAUCGUUCGAAGGGAGAAGCCAAUUUCGUUGAAUAGUGCGAGGCAAGUUGUCGCGGCCUCCGUGAUGCGCGGUAUUGGUUUUCACUUCUGUCUUUUGCGCCUGCAGCUGUGCCUCGCCACUUUACACCCGGAGCGGCGUCGCAGCCCUUCGAGGUACUUUUGUUCUACACCCAAACAAAUUGAAGCUUCAAAAAUUUACGGAUUCUACGUGCCCGGCUGAUUUUAAGAUUUUCAUUUCCGAGGGCGAGUAUGCGUGCGUAUUGUACCGUACGAACACCGCUCCCAAAUGGUACUGCGGAGGGAAAAAUAAAAGAAGCUGAAUAAGAACCGGGAAAAGAAUAAAGAAUAGCACUGUACACCGUGGUAUCAUUUGCAUCGGUAUACCCAGGUUCGGAUAACGCUUACGAAAAACCGAGCUUUGAAUCGCACCAGUUUCGUCUCUCGGUUUCCAGUUCUACAGAAAUCGCACUGUUUUCCAUAAUUUUUCGACUUAACUUCAGGGGCGCCUGAUAAAUUAUUCCGAAAUCUGGGAUUUGCAUUGCAAUAGACGCCUCUAGUUUUACCUUUUCCCAGUUAAGUACACGUAUAACGCUUUAUGUGUAUAUCUAUACA